Messenger RNA from Pocillopora verrucosa, 1614 nucleotides. RefSeq names its product potassium channel subfamily K member 15-like. Gene Ontology annotation, molecular function: outward rectifier potassium channel activity; potassium ion leak channel activity. Gene Ontology annotation, cellular component: plasma membrane. Gene Ontology annotation, biological process: potassium ion transmembrane transport; stabilization of membrane potential. Lineage: Eukaryota; Metazoa; Cnidaria; Anthozoa; Scleractinia; Pocilloporidae. The record is from RefSeq and is a predicted model, not a curated record.
GACACUGACUCAUUAAGAUCAAAUGGAGGUAAACAUUUAUUGAAGUAAAUUGCUCAGUGAAAAGAUGUUUUGACGUUUGAUAGGACUAUAUUUCUUUCAGUUGCUGUGACAAGAUCAUGCAUCGCCGACGGAAUAUUUAGGAGCCAGUGUUUCAGCAUAUCUGCUGACUACUCUCAGUGUCGUUGAUUUAUCUCUACUGUUCCGGCAUAGAUCAGCUUCGAAAGUGAACUUGAAUUAUAUAACGAUUGUUAGAAGAUUACCAAAAAGAAGAUGUAUGAUGAGAGCCCUUUCCAACUUCCUGUCUUAUCUUCGAAAGUUUCCGAUCCGUUCAGCUCCUAAGAUUUUAACAGCACCAAGCAGGCUUAGUGGAACUCCAUUUGCGCCAAAACGGUGUAUGUUUGAACUAAAGUGUCCGCUAUGGAUUACCUGUGGAAGACUGUGCUUCUUCGCACCUUUGGAUUCAUAUUAUGGGCCUCUUUGAGUGCUUGGUUGUUUUCUUUUGUGGAAUAUACGGAAAAAGAUGACAAAAAAGAAAAAGACCACUUGUUAAAGUCCCUGUACAUUUCCAUGGCAUCUAAAUUCAAUAUGACCAUCAAGGAAUUUAAUAAUUUUUCCAGCAUUGCGCAUGAAGCUCUGAGCCAACCUAAACCACGGUGGACGUAUUUUGUUUCCUUGGAAUUCGUCUUACAAGCUUUCACUACCGUAGGCUAUGGAUACGUCACUCCUCAAACACCUGCUGGUCAGAUAUUGUGCAUUUUUAUUUGUCUUCUUGGGAUUCCCAUUACAUUACUCGCGUUGAAGUCUGUUGGCGAUUUAAUGGCCAAACUUGUCAACGCGCUUGUAACAAAGUUUGAAAGCAAACUUUUCAAAAGAGCGCAUCCGGAAAAAGUAGAAACAAAGAGCGCUGUGAUCCUCUUUUUCCUGAUGGUGAUAUUUAUUGUGGCAAACGGCCGGUUAGUUAUGAGUACACAAGGUUGGACUUUUGUUGAAAGUGUGUAUUUCUGGUUCGUUACGCUGACUACAAUCGGUUUUGGUGAUUACGUUCCAGAGAAACGAAAGUUCCACUCGGAACAACGCACCAGAAAAGGUUUUUUCCAUAUGCUCAUGAUUAUUUAUGCAAUGAUUGGCUUAUGUGUUGUUUCAAGCGUAAUCAAUUCCGUCAUGGCGGCUAUGGAGGAAUUGAAGUUCCAUCGUGCCUGUCCCAUGUGUGCCUCUAGAAAAACCCGGGAUGAGGUGAACAAUGCGGAGCCUAACUGCACUCCAAAAAGGCAAGAAAAUGGCACUCAAAACAUGUGCUACUUAACUGAACUAUAACUGACUGUUUAUCAGCAAUGAAAUCUGCUUGACAUCAAAGUUGCACAUGAAAGCCCUGGCGCAGUUUAGAAAAACCUUAUUUUCCUUUAAAAUUUCUCAAAAAGAAGAACUUUCUCCAGAUCAUGAUGGCAGUGAUUCUCUAACCAGUUUUACCUGCUAAUGACAUUAUGUCGAAGGAACCAGACUGAAAUAAGAGUAAAGUUAUUCAUUCGGCUUUUUCUUUCUUUAUCAACGAGAGAACUAAGAGAACUUUCUCUUUCUUUAGUCGUUCGUGGUGACGAUGCAGCUAUGAUUUUUUGG